Messenger RNA from Lactuca virosa, 1354 nucleotides. NCBI's taxonomy places the organism in Eukaryota, Viridiplantae, Streptophyta, Magnoliopsida, Asterales, Asteraceae. The record is from the annotation of a GenBank genome assembly.
AUGGCAGUGAUAGCGUUUUCUGGUGCUUCCACGCGAUCCAGUGGUUCACGACCGCGAUCUGGUGAUUUCAAUAGUCGCGAUCUGCUCCUCAAGCGAUUCCUCCCCUGCUCGCCCCCGUAUGCCAUCGCCUCCCCUGUGAAGCCAACGGCCAGAGACCUUCGCACCCCACAGCUACAGUUAGGAAAUAUGAACAAGUGUGAAGAGAAUAAAAGCUGGGAAAUUAUUCACAUCCCAGAUAAACCACCUUUCCCUCUCCACCAACAACCCACUGUUAAAGUAUAUGCUGCUGUAAUAGAUCCUAAACAUGCCAACACUCUUAAACCUUCAUCAUGUCAAACGAGUUCGAAAACAAGACCUAAUGAAGGAUGCAUACAUUUAUCAGUGAUCUUAUGUUUAGCUGGUGAAAGUGAAAGCCAAUUGGACAAUAUACCUCAAGAGGUGGUGGAGUUUAUAAAUUCCUAUAAGUUGGAAACUUUCAUUACAAAAGUAUGCAAAUAUGCUCCAUUAUCAAAAGAAGAAUGGAUAGAACAAUGCAAAAUAUGGCCAACAUCUUAUCAUCCACCAACCUACAAUAUAAGGGGCAUUACGGGGUUUUCAAAAGAGGAAUCUAACUCUGUUUGCACCUUCAUGAAACAAGCACUUGAUUUGGCAAAAUGUGAAUGCCAGAUGAUGAAUGCUGCUAUUAUCAUUGAUCCUUCAACCAAUGAGGUGAUUGCUGAAGCACGUGAUCAGGUCAACUCUUGCAGCUGUUGUUCCAUAAAUCAUGAAGCAACUUCUCAAAAUCAUGACAAAUUGCUUUUAAAUUCUUCAGCUACAAAACCCAAAUUGUUAAAUUAUGGCAAUGGUGUUUCUUGUUUAAAUCCAUGGAAAUGGUCCAAUCAGAAGUCAUGUGCAUGGCAUCCUUUAAGACAUGCUGCCAUUGUAGCCAUUGAAAAUUCUUCAGUUAGAGAUAAACUUCUUUUUCAUGACAAUGAACAUGUUGCAGAUAAUCUUGAUGAAACAAAUCCUUUGUUAAAGAAACAAAAGAUCAAAUCUAUCCAUGUAAAGAACGAAGAGGAGGUGGUCAACUCUCAGUCAAAUGGCAGACCGUAUCUAUGUACGGGUUAUGACAUUUAUCUUGUUUGGGAACCGUGCGCAAUGUGUGCGAUGGCGCUUGUACAUCAAAGAGUGAAGUGUAUAUUCUUCGCGUUCCCAAAUAAGAGUGAUGGUGCGCUUGGAAGUGUUCAUAGGUUACAAGGAGAGAAAAGCUUAAAUCAUCAUUAUGCUGUAUUUCGAGUUAUGUUGCCUCAAGAAUCCUUUGAUGAAUGUUUAAUGUAGAUUGUUUAUUUAGUUAUUUUGUUUGAUUGUUUUAUUU